AUGCAUAUUAAUUUGCAUCUGCCUAUAACGUGCCAACCUUCUGUCAGUGGGUAUUGUUCACUGCUUCAGCCAUGCGAAGCAAAAUCGAUGUUCUCUAUUCAUUAUCUAUCUAUCUAUCUAUCUAUCUAUCUAUCUAUCAUUUCACCAAUUUCUCAUCCGACACGCCACAUAUUUGGACAUUGUACCAUUUUCUUCAGAUAUUUGGUAAUAGUACCCGUAUCUUCAGAUAUUUGGUCAUAUAACUCUUUUCUUCAGAUAUUUGGUCAUAGUACCCUUUUCUUCAGAUAUUUGGUCAUAUUACUCUUUUCUUCAGAUAUUUGUACCCUUUUCUUCAGAUAUUUGGUCAUAUUAGAUAUAUGGUCAUAUUUUCUUCAGAUAUUUGGUCAUCGUACCAUUUUUCAGAUAUUUGGUCAUAUUAUUUUGUCAUAUUUACUUCAGAUAUUUUUCUUUAGAUAUUUUAUAUUUGGUCAUUUACUUUUUCUUCAGAUAUUUGGUCAUUGUACCAUUUUCUUCAUAUAUUUUCUUCAGAUAUUUGGUCAUAUUACUUUUUCUUCAGAUAUUUGUUCAUAUUUUUAUUCAAUAUUUAUAUUACUUUUAGAUAUUUUGAUAUUUGUUUUCACAUUUUGUACCAUUUUUCUUCAGAUAUUUGGUCAUAGUACCCUUUUCUUCAGAUAUUUGGUCAUAUACUCUUUUUCUUCAGAUAUUUGGUCAUCGUACCAUUUUCUUCAGAUAUUUGGUCACAGUACCCUUUUCUUCAGAUAUUUGGUCAUCGUACCAUUUUCUUCAGAUAUUUGGUCAUCGUAG
Molecule: messenger RNA, 804 nt
Organism: Acanthosepion pharaonis
Lineage: Eukaryota; Metazoa; Mollusca; Cephalopoda; Sepiida; Sepiidae
Source: the annotation of a GenBank genome assembly